ACUCAGUGCUCAGUAGUCAGUUCAUCUGUGUUGACUAAACCAGCAACCACAAUUCAGUGUUGACUUUACCACCAAAAUUAGGUGACUACAUAACUAGGGUUUCAAAUUCCCCGCCAAUUCUCUUCUCUCUCUCUUCAAUGGCAACAGAGGAGAAUGACGCCAAACCAGAAACCACCCCCAACACCACCGUCCCUCAUCUCCCUACCUCUACACCCAACGACGUCGUUUCGGAACCCAUCCAGAAACAGCAGCAGCAGCAGCAACAACCGCCAUUGAACCCUAGAGACUUCAUCCUCUCCGUCGCUUCCAAAAUCGCUACCCAGCCACUUCAUAACACUCCCGACCCUCACGUCUGGGGCGUCCUCACCGCCAUUUCCAACAAUGCUCGCAAAAGAACCCAGGGAAUAAAUAUUCUGUUGACUGCUGAUGAGCACUGCAUUGGGCGAUUGGUGGAGGAUGUGCGUUUCCAGAUUGAUUCCAACUCUGUUAGUGCAAACCAUUGCAAAAUUUAUAGGAUGAGGGUUACCAAUGAAAAUAUGGAGGACACUAUGUCUGUAUUCUUGAAAGAUACGAGCACAAAUGGAACUUAUCUGAACUGGGAGAAAUUGAAAAAGAAUAGUGCUGCUGUAAAAGUUCAUCAUGGAGAUAUUAUAUCAUUUUCAGCUCCCCCUCAACAUGGUAAUAUGAGUUCCUUUGUAUAUCGAGAGGUGGUUGUGUCCACUCCCACAACAGAUAAUGCAGUUCCCAAACGGAAAGCAGAGGAGUUCGUUUCUGAAAACAAGAGAUUGAAGGGUUUAGGCAUUGGUGCUCCUGAGGGUCCUAUAUCUCUUGAUGAUUUCAGAAGCCUUCAAAGAUCAAACACGGAACUGAGAAAGCAAUUGGAGAAUCAAGUUGUUUUAAUUGAUACCUUGCGUAAUGAAAAUCGUGCAGCUGUUGAACUUCAUGAAAAUGAGCUGAAAUCAGUCAAAGAGUCGGUAGCAAAAGGUUACCUUGAUCAAUUGAAAGAGUUACAGCUAAUGGUCGAUCUCAAACACAAGGAGUUGGGAGAAGCUAACAAAAUAUCUGCUGAACAGAAACAUGCAUUGGAAGACCUUAAUGAGAAUCUUAGUGUUUACAUGCAGUCAUGUGCUGAAGCAAAUGCUAUAAUACAUAGUCAAAAGGUAAAUAUUACUGAACUGAAGGAACAAUUAGAUGAAGAGAAAACUAAGCGAAAAGAAGAGCAAGAAAAGGCUGCAGAUGAUCUAAAGGCUGCAGUUCAUAGAGCUCAGUCUGAGGCUCAGGAAGAAUUAAAACGACUUUCUGAUGCUGCGUCAAGAAGAGAAAGAGAACUACAAGAAACAAUAAAUAAGCUCCAGGAGUCAGAGAGGGAGAGUUCUUCGCUGGUUGAAACCUUGAGGUCCAAGCUGGAGGAUACUAGGCAAAAGUUGGUUGUCUCCGAUAAUAAAGUUCGCCAGUUGGAAACACAAUUACAUGAAGAACAGCUGGCCUCUGCAAAUGGUGAAAAGAGAGUAGAAGAACUUGAGCUGGAGACAAGAAGUUUAAAGAAAGAGCUUGAAAGUGAAAAGGUAGCUAGAGAAGAAGCGUGGGCUAAAGUUUCAGUUCUUGAGCUUGAAAUAAAUGCUGCAAUGCGAGAUCUUGAUUUUGAGAGACGGAGGUUAAAAGGUGCCAGAGAAAGGCUUAUGCUUCGGGAAACACAGCUACGAUCGUUUUAUUCUACAACCGCAGAGAUACAAGUACUUUUCGCUAAGCAACAAGAGCAACUAAAGUCUAUGCAGAGAACUCUAGAAGAUGAAGAUAAUUAUGACAACACAUCAGUUGAUAUGGAUGGAGCCAUGGGUGGAACAUCACCCAGAGAAAAAGAAAAUGCUGCAAAGGCAGGAUCUGUUAACUCUGCACAGAAGCUUAACAGAGAUCAAGUUGAAACAUCAAGCGAUGAAGCCAGUGUCACCGAGAAGCAUGACUGCGGUUUAAGAAGUGAAGAAUGCCAAAAUACGCAAGAAGCCGAAUUCACCAGUGCAGAUCAUGACCAUGGUGUUAGAGAUGGAUUCGGUUCGAAUAUAGAUGGUGUUGGCACGGCACCUAUGAUUGAGGGAGAUGCCAUAUGCACCGAGCGAGUUGUUGAGACUGAAAGUCCUGCAAAUUGUGGUGACCGGAACUUCGAUUUGAACAGGAAUGAUGCUUUAGCUGGGGACACUAUGCAGCUUGAUGAUGAUGUUAAUGGACAAGAAACUGAAGACCAUGUUCAAACAACUACUAGGCAAGUUUUACAUCACUCGCAAUCAAAUAAUCAUGUCGACACUCAAAAGACCAUCGAGGAUACACAAGCCAGAGACACAAUCCAAACAGCAGACCUUAUAACUUCCGAAGUUGCCGGUAGUUGGGCUUGCAGCACAGCUCCAUCUGUGCAUGAAGAUAAUGAAUCUCCAACCAGAGACAACAAUGCAAGUUCUGGACCAUUGCAUGAUUCGAAUGGUAUGGUGGCCGAGAAUCAGAUCACUCCUACUUCAGAUGCUGAUGGUGCCGGAAGAAAUAAUGAACAAAAACUACAAAGCGAGACGAUUGGCAUUGUUGCUACUGAUUCAAGGGGGCAAUCUGGAGGCUCUGCCAAUCAAGAGAGAGACAAUGUUGCGGCUCUAUUUGACUCGGAAACUGAGAGUUGCAGCGACACUGGCGAUGAUGACAUAGCUGAUGCAAAACAUGGAUCAAUGUCUGAUGCAGAAACUCAGGGUGGUGAGCAUGAUGAGGAGGAUCAAAAGCAGGAUGAUAAUGAUUCCAUGGAUGAAGAUGAUGAAGCCACUCAAGAAGAUUCUGUUGGAUAGUAGUGGGGAAUAGGGUGUAUCCAAUGAGUCUUCAUUUUGUUCUAAGUUGUAUAUUCUUACUUCUUAGGGUUCUGCAUUUCUAACACCAAUAUCUCUUCUAUUUUUCCUCUCUAAUUAUCAUUAGGCUAUUUUAUUGUAUAUAAGCUUUCAUUCAAAUUUCAAUGAAAAUGUGUUAAUAUGAA
Messenger RNA from Arachis ipaensis, 3001 nucleotides. Lineage: Eukaryota; Viridiplantae; Streptophyta; Magnoliopsida; Fabales; Fabaceae. The record is from RefSeq and is a predicted model, not a curated record.